AUGACAGCAUUGUUCGAGGAGCGACUCAUCAGCUGGGUGGCAUCCGCCUGCGCAUUGAUCGCGACCGUCGCGUGCGGCGUCGUCAUGCCGCUACUCCUCCGGGAAAUGCAUGGCAUUCAUGAUACGGUACUUGAAGCAGUGCAGGAUUUCCGAAUGGAUACCGAUUCAGCAUGGUCAAAAAUGAUGCGUUACCAGUUCUCACUGACUUCUCUGGCAGCAUCGUCGUCGGCUUCUGAAGACGCCUCAUCCAUUUUCCGACCAAAACGUCAGUCAUACAGUGGACUUCCCAGCUGGUGCAUGUGUGAACCGCUCGAAAAUAUCUGUCCACCUGGUCCGAAGGGACCUCCUGGACUCAAAGGACCACCUGGACCCCCUGGACUUCCUGGUAAGCCAGGAGAGAGUGGACGACCAGGAGUCGGUCCUAUGGGCUGUCCACCAUCAAUUCGACCACCAAUAAGUUUCGCGGAAGCCGUGUCGCUGGGCUAUCAAUUGCCUCCUCCUGCUAUAGGUCUGAAGCAGUGUAUCAGAUGUCGUGCUGGACCACCGGGUUUGCCUGGGCCAAGUGGACCGCAAGGUCCUCCUGGGCCACCAGGCCUUACAGGACCAUCUGGACAACCUGGAAAAGAAGGCGCCAUGGGUCCUAUGGGCCCACCAGGUGAGAAAGGAUACCCGGGCGAACCAGGACUUCCUGGUGAAUCAGGAACCAGAGGCCGCCCCGGCAUGCGGAGUGCCAAGAAUCCUGGACCAGCCGGGCCAAGGGGUCCACCUGGUAAGCCAGGUAAAGUCGGUCCUCCAGGAAAGACUGGAAACAUUGGCAAGCCUGGAAAAAGUGGUCCUGUGGGAGAAAUUGGACUCCCCGGAAUGCCAGGUGCUAGAGGAAAACCCGGAAAUCCAGGUAAUCCUGGAGCUCCUGGACGGGACGGUCUUUAUUGCAAAUGUGCACCACGUACACUUCCACUUUUUGCCAUGUAUCCUUGA
Haemonchus placei is the source of this 978-nucleotide messenger RNA. The record is from the annotation of a GenBank genome assembly. NCBI's taxonomy places the organism in Eukaryota, Metazoa, Nematoda, Chromadorea, Rhabditida, Trichostrongylidae.